GCCCAGCAGGUUCCGCGCCGGGAGAGCGCGCGGAAGGACGCGCAGCGACUCAGAGCCGGAGCCGGAGCGCCGCGCCGCUCCGCGAUCGUGCGGCGGCUGCGGAGCGGCGCUUGGCGCGGGAUGGCCCAUGGACCGGCGCGCUCUUCUGCUCUGCCUAGAGCCCUGCCCGCGGCCGGGGAUGCCAAGAUCUCUGGACUGCAAGCCUGCAGUGUUUUGAGAAGGAGAUGACUUGAGUGGCCAGCUCUUACUCCACAACAAUGUCCAUGAACAGUUCCAAAGAGCCAGCAUCUCCUGCAACCGAGCUCCUUUCAAAUGCAACUUGCCAAACGGAAAAAGGGCUUUCGGUGUCUUUUUCAAUAAUCUUCAUGACAGUGGGAAUCUUAUCAAACAGCCUUGCCAUUGCUAUUCUCAUGAAGGCAUACCAGAGAUUUAGACAGAAAUACAAGUCAUCCUUUUUGCUUUUGGCUAGUACCCUAGUAAUCACAGAUUUCUUUGGCCACCUCAUCAAUGGAGCCAUAGCAGUCUUUGUAUAUGCUUCUAAUAAAGACUGGAUCCGCUUUGACCAAUCAAACGUCCUUUGCAGUAUUUUUGGUAUCUGCAUGGUGUUCUCUGGUCUGUGCCCUCUUUUUCUAGGCAGUGUGAUGGCCAUUGAGCGAUGUAUUGGAGUCACCAAACCAAUAUUUCAUUCUACGAAAAUUACAUCCAAACAUGUUAAGAUGAUGUUGAGUGGCGCGUGUUUUUUUGCUGUUUUUGUAGCUUUGCUACCCAUCCUUGGGCAUCGUGACUACAAAAUUCAAGCGUCAAGGACCUGGUGUUUCUACCAAACAGAUCAUAUCACAGACUGGGAAGAUAGGUUUUAUCUUUUACUUUUUUCUUUUCUGGGGCUCCUAGCCCUUAGUAUUUCAUUCUUUUGCAAUGCCAUCACGGGAAUUUCACUUUUAAAAGUUAAAUUUAAAAGUCAGCAGCACAGACAAGGCAGGUCUCAUCAUUUUGAAAUGGUCAUCCAGCUCCUGGCUAUAAUGUGCGUCUCCUGCGUUUGCUGGAGUCCCUUUCUGGUGACAAUGGCCACCAUUGGAAUCAAUGGACCAGAUUAUCUGGAUGCCUGUGAAACAACCCUUUUUACUCUUCGAAUGGCAACAUGGAAUCAAAUCUUAGAUCCCUGGGUGUAUAUUCUUCUGCGGAAGGCGGUCCUUAAGAAUCUCUACAAGCUCACCAGACGCUGUUGUGGAGUGCAUAUCAUCAGCUUACAUGUUUGGGAGCUUAGCUCCAUUAAAAAUUCCUUAAAGGUUGCUGCUAUUUCUGAGUCACCAGUUACGGAGAAAGUAACUCAACAAACAACCACCUAGUUCACUAGGACAGUAAAUCAGCAUUAAGUCUAGGACAGGGUGAAGAAAAUUUUUGGUGAUGUUUCAGUUAAUUGUAGACAUGCAAAAAGCCUAACUGGAAAAAUCAGCCCUCACCGAGGUAGUUUGGGGGCACUUUUGUCAGAUGUGACUUUUGAAAUUUUUAAAUAAUCUGCGUAAUUGCACAUGUUCACAUGUUUUUCUCAACUGGAGGUAAAUACAAUUAAAUAAUGCCAUAGGAGUCAAAUUGAAAAUAUUUUUGGGCUUAUCUGUGUUAUUGAAGCUUUUGAAAUGAAUGACUCCUUUGAAGCUGGUAGCACUUACUUGGCCUGUUUAUCAAAGACCAUCCUAAUACCACAUACACAGUGAAAUGGCUCUUUGGGGUCACUGCUCUGUAGCAGUUCCUUAGAGACUAGGCACAAUGAGAUGGAGUGUCCGCUUUUGAUCUUGUCUGUUUUGUCCCUCAUUAUGCAGCCUCGAUUAAGACAUGCAUGGUCAUGUCACAGGGGUUCACUCUGUCUUAUAAUGACCUCCACGUACGUGAGAUGUGGCUGUCAGGUUGCCUGAUCUUGCGAGCCUCUUUAGAAUGAGCCUAUCCUUGUCAUAUUGAUGGAUAUGACUGCUUGCAUUUAUUAUUAUGAAGGUCAGUUGUUGUUUGAAGAUAUUCAUAAGUCAUAGAUUUGCACAGUUUUCAAUCACCUUUCUCUCUGAAACAUCUGGUGUAUAGUCAAUAAUUUUUAGAGAAACAAAGGCUGUAUCAGCACAUGUUGUAGGUAACUUGUGUUAUAGCAGUUCCUGAGAAGCUCUGCCAUGGAUAAUGCAAACAAACAAAAAAUAACCCCCAAGUGAUAGGUGCAAAGAACAUUGGCAAAGAAACUUUACCUUGGGUUGUCAUUUCUAUGUCAGAGAACAAAAGAAACACAACCCCUAGAGCAUAAAAUGCAAAGACUAUCUGUAGGUGGCAUGUUUCUGCUUUCCACUUAAACCACCACACACACACACACACACACACACACACACGCACACGCACACACACACACACACACAUACAAAGCCCAUCAGAAAUUUCAGUUGAAAGAGGGUGCUUUCGAUCUGUAAGAUGGCAUCUUCUACAACCUGUGCUGCAAUGUCAAGGGAGGGUUGGCAAUUCACCAGGCACUUGGAGGCUCUCAUAAUGGUUAACCAAGAGAUCAAGGGAUAAAAUCUCUCCCCAGAUUUCCCAGUAAGACGUUAGAUAUUUUCUCUGCUUGUUUGUAUAAAUUUUAGGAAUCACUCAAAAUAUCCUGAGUCUAUCAGAGCAUAGGGUAUUUAAUUCUGUUUUACAAUAGAGAAAUGCAUUUCUGUAAAAUGGGUUCUUUGACCUCAUUAACUGGGGUCUGUUUUAAAAUUAAUCUUCCCUGUGAGGCUUAUUUUAGAUUCUCUAGGAAAUUUGUGCAGUUCAAUUAGACUUAUUAUUUUCACAUAUUUUUUUGCUCCUAACUGGUAAUUUACAUUGGAAUUAUUGUUAACUUAGGUGAGUGAAAUUGGUAAAUUCUAAUGAAUAAAUUAGAAGAAAUUAAGCAAAUAGCCUCACUGAAGUUUUAAAGAUAACUACUUUUUUCCCACAGUGAAUUUAAGUGGGGCAACAAACAUAUGCACUGGCAUGUAAUAGUCUUAAUUUAUGACCAGGAAAUGAUUAGUCACACAAAUUUAGAUCAUCCUCAUAUAUAGAGCACAUAGUAGAUGCUUAAUAUUUGCCAAAUUGAAUUAAAGGAAAGAAUUUCUUGGUGCAAAGUGAGCAUAGGUGUGCAAAAAUUUUUGUGCAUUCUUAAUUUAAAAGGACAAAUACAUAUUGGUUAUUUUGGGAUAUACAUA
Molecule: messenger RNA, 3197 nt
Organism: Phacochoerus africanus (Common warthog)
Lineage: Eukaryota; Metazoa; Chordata; Mammalia; Artiodactyla; Suidae
Gene: PTGFR
Product: prostaglandin F receptor
Exons: 3
Coding region: 258-1346 (362 amino acids)
Biological process (GO): adenylate cyclase-activating G protein-coupled receptor signaling pathway; inflammatory response; positive regulation of cytosolic calcium ion concentration
Cellular component (GO): plasma membrane
Molecular function (GO): prostaglandin F receptor activity
Source: RefSeq, a predicted model, not a curated record